Messenger RNA from Bursaphelenchus okinawaensis, 2327 nucleotides. The record is from the annotation of a GenBank genome assembly. Lineage: Eukaryota; Metazoa; Nematoda; Chromadorea; Rhabditida; Aphelenchoididae.
AUGUCGGACGUUUGUGCAUCGGCGUGGCAAAGUGCCGUUUUCGAUGUGGCGGUGUAUCCCUUGACCUCGGCCCGAACUUUGAUUGAGCUUGGCUUCGAACCGUACCCGCUACGCCAUCCCACAAUGAAGGUGUUUUUUGGUUGCGACACCUUGUUCUUGCCUAAUCUUUAUUCGUAUGGUAGGUUGGUACUGAUUCUUUUGUAAAGAAAGUUUUUGCUAUUUUUUGUUUUGUAAAAAAAGUUCUUGCAGUUUUUCAUAUUGUAAAAAAGUUCUUGCCAUUUUUUACAUUGUAUAGAAAGUAGUUGCCAUUUUUUAAUUUGUAAAGAAAGUUUUUGCCAUUUUUUGUUUAGUAAGCAAAGUUUUUGCUAUUUUAAAAGAAUUACAAGCUUUUUAUUACUAUUUUUGAGCCACGCAGCCUGUGGGUGACAUUUUAUACGAUGGAUGCUACUUUUGAUUGCCUUUUACUCUGUAAAGAAAGUUCUUGCCAUUUCUCAAUCUGUAAAAAAUGUUCUUGCCAUUUUUCAUAUUGUAAACAAAGUUCUUACAAUUUUUUGUUUUUUAAAGAAAUUUUUUGCCAUUUUCAGUCUACCGAACCAUUCAGGACCAUGGAGUCUGGGCGUUGUAUCGAGGAGUGGAGGCUUGUGCAGUUCGAACGUUCUUGUUCAAUGGGGCCGUUACUCUCACUUUCAAUGUAAGUGUGGUCAUUUUUAAAGUGAAAAAAAUUGUUAAUUUUAGUUUUCUAAACAUAGUUCUUGUCAUUUUUGAUUUGUAAAGAAAGUUCUUGCAAUUUUUCGCUUUGUAAAGAAAGUUCUUGCCAUUUAUCGUUUUGUAAAGAAAGUUUUGGUUAAUUUAUGCCAUUUUUAGCUGAUGCGUACUCAUGUCCCGAACAUGGGCGGAGAGCCAGUCCGCCCAAACGUCAAAGACUACAAACUGACCCAUUAUGAAAGCUUCAGAAGACGGUUCCGAAGUCUGAUCCGCCAAACUUUUAUACAAACCAUCGCUGUGGUCGCUACUCAACCUCUCCUUGGUAAGAAAUGUUUUUUGAUUUUUUUUAAUUUUUAAAAAUGGAAAAAAAUUGCAUUUUUUAAGUUUGCACCGUGCAAAAAUUAAAAAAAUUUAAUUUUAGGUAACAAAAUUGCAAAAACUUUCGUUACAAACUAAAAAAUGGCAAGAACUUUCUUUACAAUGCAAAAAACAAUAAAAAAUCACAUCGAUCGUAUAACUUGUCACCCGCAGGCUGCGUAGUGCAAAAACAGUAUUUUAAAGCUUGCUAUCUUUUUAAAAUGGCAAUAACUUUAUUUACAAAGCAAAAAUGGCAAGAACUUUCUUUACGAAACAAAAAAUAGUAAGAACUUUCUUUACAAAGUCAAAAAUGGCAAGAACUUUCAUUACAAAACUAAAAGUGCAAGAACUUUUUUUUCAGUUUGUAUGGUCCGAGAGAUUGCCCAGCAUAUUAGAAACGAGACUACCUACGGCUAUGUCCACGAAACCUUGAUGAAGAUUGGAGAAGAAGAAGGCCUUCCGGGCUUAUUCGCUGGCCUCAUCCCAACCUUAUUGAGCAGCUACUUUUGCAAUUGGUCUUUGGGUGCGGUGGGAUUCGUGCUGGACAGAUUUAUUUGGCCUUACAAGAAGGGGGUAAGUCGAAAUUUUGAAAAUUUUGAAAAAAGUGAGUUUAUAUGUUGGAAAGAAAGUUUUUGCUAUUUUAGGCUUUGUAAAGAAAGUUUUUGCAUUUUUUUCUUUUGUAAAGAAAGUUCUUGCCAUUUUCGUUUUGUAAGGAAAGUUCUUGCCAUUUUUUUUAUUUUGUAAAGAAAGUUUUUGUUAGUGUAGGCUUUGUAAAGAAAGUUUUUGCCAUUUUCAAUAUUUUUUUAUUUUCAGUAUGAGCCAGAAGACCCCCAAAGUUUGCUACGCCCUAAAGCCUUGUCAACGAUUUUCAUCGACAAAUUCCUCAUCAAUCCAGGCGGCCAACGAUAUCGUAAUGUGUCUCGAAUGAUGUGUGUGACUGGCACUAGGUAAGAUGAGCGUUUGUUACCUAAGAAUCAAAGAAAAUUCUAUUUUGUUACCUAAAAUGAAAGAAAAGUCUGUUUUUUUACCUAAACAUCAAAAAAAAUUCUACUUUGUUACCUAAACAUCAAUGUUUUAGCCUAAAAGCCGCCACCAUCCCCUACGCCUAUUCGUUUGUUCACUGGACUGAAGCCUUUGGCUUCCUGAGAAAGGAGAACUUGCUCAGCCGCGGCUGUUACACCAUCUUCCGAGUUCAUUAUGGUGCCGUUUUCAAGGAUCCAAAAACUCAACAACUCUUUGCCACGACUUCGCUUCGAGCCUUUUAA